Eimeria maxima is the source of this 798-nucleotide messenger RNA. RefSeq lists its product as hypothetical. The record is from RefSeq and is a predicted model, not a curated record. Lineage: Eukaryota; Apicomplexa; Conoidasida; Eucoccidiorida; Eimeriidae. The transcript is spliced from 7 exons. Bases 1 to 798 code for a protein of 265 amino acids.
AUGCACCUGCCGAAUUCGUGCCUAGCCGCAUUUUACCAGCAAGCAAAGCUGUUUCCCUUUCCCUCAUCAAGGCAAGUUCCCCUGUUUGCAACGGCAAGAAAAACAACAGAAGCAGCAACAGGUCGUCAGCUGCGGGCUGGCAGGAGCAGUCGGCACGACAGCAGCAGCAACAGCCGCAGCAGUGUCCCAAAGUUUGUAGCGGAGUCAUGGCGUGCCUCACCGGUAGAUGCCACAGCUGGAAUUUUGAUUGAAAAUGACGGGAAGCAAACUCUGGUGGUUCGCGAUCCAGAGACUGGAGGUGCCUGUUACUUGGAUUCCAUUUUGCUAUCGAAUGACCGCUCUGUCGUCCUGCAACGAAAUGGGAAACAUCUCUUAGACGUUAUUGGGGAGAUUUCUAGCAGAACAAACUUCCAGCCCAAACUUGAUAGUCGAUAUCAGCAGGUGCUACAUGAGCGCCACAUCGCGGAGGAUAUGAACAAAAGCCGUGGCACCAUCGCAGAAAUGCGUAGGGACCCAGGCCUCGACAGUCUCCAUACGCUCUUUCAAUUUUACACGCCAAAGACCUCAGCAUCUGCGGAAGACGGAAAACGGAGCGGGCUUGAGUCCGCUUCACGGGCGAAAGCCAAGCAAAAGCGGGGAGUUAUCAUGGACUCGGACUCCCUCAAGGUUAAACUCUUCAAAAUGUUUGAUGCCGCUGGCGCUGCGGGUCUUCAGCUGAAGCAAAUAGCAGCGCAAACUCAGCAGCCUUUGUCCCACGUGAAGGGUGUAGUAGAAGAGAUAGCGGAGCAACGCAAGUGA